CAACGCCUCUUGCCAGGAGUGUGCUCAGCACCUGGUAUUCUGGUCACUCCCCCUGGCCCUCCCCGUUAGUGAUAUUGGGCCUUGUUAAAGCUGAGCUCCUUGGCUUAAGCAUUUCAACUCUCUGGGAACAUUGAGCCCCUCUGAGUGUGGCCCCUCAGUGUGUCCACUGAGACUCUGUGCCAUGUCCUCUGAAUUACAGGGCCCUGGCCCAGCAUGGUGCCUAUUUGGGGUCUUGACUCUACUGCUGUGCCCUUCUGGCUUGUGUGAUUGCAAAAUGCCUCCCCUCAUUGACCAUGGAUUCUAUAAGGAUAUGAGUUCAUUUUUAUCCUUUACUACUAUGAUCCACUAUGAAUGUGAUGAAGGAUAUGUUCUGGAUGGAAAGGCUAAGAUCACCUGCUCACACUCACGUUGGUCAUCUCCAGCUCCUCAGUGUAAAGCUCUGUGUCUGAAACCAGAGAUAGAAAAUGGAAAGCUGUCUGUCGAUGAGAAUCAGUAUGUUGAGCAUGAAAAUAUUGCCAUCCUGAAUCAUUAUAUUGAACCUGAAAAUGUCACUGUUCAAUGUGACCCUGGCUAUGGUGUGGUUGGCCCCAAAACUAUCACCUGCACAGAGAACGGAACCUGGUACCCAAAGGUGCCCAAGUGUGAGUGGGAUAUGCCUAAUGGCUGUGAGAAAGUGUUUACAGGCAAAAAACUCAUGAAGUGUCUCCCAUCCCCAGAGGAUGUGAAGAUGGCCCUGGAGGUGUAUAAGCUGUCUCUGGAGAUUAAACAACUGGAGCAAAAGUGAGACUUGAAGAGGAAGAGCACCAGUUAGAAACUCAUACAUCUACCUGCCUCCCGUAUACAGCAUUUGGUAUACUAUAUUUUUCUCCAGGAAUUCUACUGCUCCUUAGGUACUAUUAUUCACUAGAGCAGAAUUUUUCAACCUCCUUUUUUAAUCUCAUGGCACAGUUGAACAUAUAGUGAAACUUCCACAGCACACUGAAAUUAUGUUGAUCAAUAAAAGAGAACUUACUGUGCUUUGAAUUUCUUUUGAAAAUAAUUUAAUUAAUGAUAUUUAAACAUUUUUUGCGGCACAUCUAAGAUCCUCUCACAUAACACCAGUGUGGUGUGGCAUAUGAGUUGAAAAUCACCACACUAGAGGAGAAAAUACUCAGUGUUACACUGAGCACAGUGGCUUGUACCUGUAAUCCCAGCUGCUCCGGAGGCUGAGGCAGGAAGGUCCCUGAGGUUAGAAGUUCCAGACCAGCCUGGGCAACAUAGUGAGAGCCCUUCUCUAAAAAAAGUUAAAAUAAAAAUAAGAAAUCAAUACACCUGUAGUCACAGAAAUUUGAGUAGCUAAAGGGCAGGAAGAUCCCUUGAACUUGGGAGUUUGAGGCUGCAGUGAGCUAUGAUCAUACCACUGCACUCCAGCCUGGGCAACAGAGUGAGACCCUGUCUCUUAUAAAUAAAUAAAUUAAUUAAGUGGUCCUGAUAAUAUGCAGCUAUUCAUGACUUAUAUCUUAGCUCAGUUUAAAUUUCUGCUUUCCUGGAUUUGGUGGAUUGGCUGAAACAAAUAAUUACCCAUCAAAAA
Nycticebus coucang (slow loris) is the source of this 1570-nucleotide messenger RNA. RefSeq names its product C4b-binding protein alpha chain-like. Bases 182 to 784 code for a protein of 200 amino acids. The transcript has 4 exons. The record is from RefSeq and is a predicted model, not a curated record. NCBI's taxonomy places the organism in Eukaryota, Metazoa, Chordata, Mammalia, Primates, Lorisidae.